AUGCCUCGGGGGCAAAAGAGUAAGCUCCGCGCCCGUGAGAAACGCCAGCAGGCCCGGAGUGAGGCUCAGCAUCUCCAAGAUGCUCAGACCUCUGCAGCAGAGGAAGAAGAAGCCCCUUCCACUACCACUACUUCUGCAGGUGCUUCAUGCACCAGAUCUGAUGAUGGUGCUAAGAGCCAAAAUGAAAAACCAAGCACCUUCCAGGCAUUACCCAGCACUGAGUUUUCCUGUGGAACGCCUCUAGACCAGAAGGCAACUCUGUUGGUGCAAUUCCUGCUGCGCAAGCAUAAUCUGAGAGAGCCCAUUACCAAAGAAGAUAUGAUUAAGCAUGUCAUCAAAAAGUACAAGAAGCACUUCAAUGAGAUCCUCAGGAAAGCUUCUGAGCUGAUGGUGCUGGCCUUUGGCAUUGAGGUGAAGGAAGUCAACCCCACCACUCAUUGCUAUGCCCUUGUCAGCAAAUUUCAGCGCACUAGUGAUGACAGGCUGAGGGGUGAGGAGAUCAUGCCCAAGACCGGCCUCCUUAUGACCAUCCUCUGUGUGAUCUUCAUGAAGGGCAAUUGCGCCACUGAGGAGGAUGUCUGGGAGGUGCUCAAUGUGAUGGGGAUAUAUGCUGGAAGGAAGCACUUCAUCCAUGGGGAUCCCAAGAAGCUCAUUACCAAAGAUCUGGUGCAGGAAAGGUACCUGGAAUACCGCCAGGUGCCCAACAGUGAUCCUCCACGCUAUGAGUUCCUGUGGGGCCCGAGAGCCCAUGCUGAAACCAGCAAAAUGAAAGUUCUUGAAUUCUUGGCCAACAUGCAUGAUACCGUCCCCAGUGCCUUCCCAUCCUGGUAUGAAGAGGCUUUAAGAGAUGAAGAAGAGAGAGCCCGAGCCAGAUUUGCAGCCAUGCUUCGCAGCAGUACCCUGGCCAGUGUGCAUUCUGGGGCCAAUGGCCGAGGCAGCUUCUCUCAUCUGUAG
Cervus elaphus (red deer) is the source of this 954-nucleotide messenger RNA. Its product is annotated as melanoma-associated antigen B18-like. Gene Ontology annotation, biological process: negative regulation of transcription by RNA polymerase II. Bases 1 to 954 code for a protein of 317 amino acids. Lineage: Eukaryota; Metazoa; Chordata; Mammalia; Artiodactyla; Cervidae. Gene Ontology annotation, cellular component: nucleus. The record is from RefSeq and is a predicted model, not a curated record. The transcript has 2 exons.